AUGAGUUCGAGUUCAGACGAAGGUGAGCCUUUUCAACUGCGCGAUUUCGACGAAGACACCGACGAUGAAAGACCCAAUAAGCGCAGGAAGAUGACCGGGAAACCUUUAUGGGGAAAAGGCAUAGGCUUUGUGUCCUCGGCUGCGCCAGCGCAAAUUGAGGAUGACCAAGAGGACAAGGAGGAAGACGAAGAUGUUGAUGAUGAACGUCCCACCAUGGGACUAGGAUCUGGUGCCAUAGGCGGGUUUCGAAGCGCCUUCGAUAUAGGCGAAUACGCCGGUCAAGCAGACCGUGAAGAGUCACCUCCGCCAAUGAUGGGCGAGCAGCAGCAACCGGCAAAGCCAAUAGGUGCCGGACGGUCAGCCUUUGCGCCUGGAGGAAAAAUGAACAAGAACUCCUUCGCGGCGCGUAUGAUGGCCAAGCAGGGCUAUGUCGAGGGACAGGGCCUCGGCAAGCAUGGCCAGGGUAUCUCGACGGCCAUACAAGCAAAAGUGCUGCAAAGCAGAGCGGGUCUAGGAACAGGCAGCGGAACACCAGAGCCACCACGAAAAGACAAGCGAACCAAGGACAAGUCUUCGAAACCAUCCACUCCCGGGACAAGCACGCCGAAGAUCAGGGCACCGCCAAAAAAGAAGUAUACAGUGGCGGCCAUCGAGUCGCGAGGACUCCAUGUGCCGGAGGCUAUGAAGUCAGUCAUCAUCGAUGCGACCGGUGCAGAAAACAAGACCGUCUCGUCGAUAUCAGGCUCCGGCUUCUCUACGCCCGUUCGCGAAGCAUCACCCGCAUCACUUGAGCAGUCCAAAGCGGCCGCUCGCAUAAAACUCCAGCUUUCCGCCUAUGUAGACGCUUGGGAUGCCACCAAAGAAGCCGAGGAACGGCUAUCGGAGGAAGCAACACAUCUCUCUGCCGCUGUCGUUCUCCAUAACGAAGAGCAACAAAAGUACGCCGAGCUCAUUACGGCGUUUGAACGCGUCUCCACCGAUGACUCGGCAAGCCCCCGUCCCUGGUCUGAAGUCAUCAAGCGCCUACACGCCAUUCAGUCCACCUACGCCUCCUAUAUUUCGGACCUCGAACUUCCGACCCUCGCCACGUCGACACUGGAGGCUCCCUUCCGCUCCGCGCUCCUGGAUUGGGAGCCACUGACCGAUCCCACCGCAUCUGAUCUUGUCACCUCCCUCACCUCGCUAAAUUCGCUCCUACAGCUCCCAAAAUCCAACUCACCGACGCCACGCAAGCGCACCACUCCCUUCGAAACCCUCCUGCUACAACACUGGUAUCCCUCAAUCCGCAGCGCUCUCCAACACUGGUCCAUCUACGACCCCCUCCCAGCCAGCGCACUCCUCACCGCCUGGGGACCCCUCCUCCCACCCUGGCUAACCGCGAAGCUUCUCUCCGAACUCAUCCUCCCACGCCUCAUCGACGGCGCGCGGCGCUUCCCCAAGCGCGCCGACCAACCCUCUCUAGCCGGAACCUCGACGCCCAUGGACCGCCGCAAAGGCACCGCGCCAGACCUGCACGCCUGGCUCUUCGACUGGUGGUCCCUCAUCUCCUCGCCCGACCUGGACCUCGAGCUCUUCCCGGAAUUGCGCUCCGCCGUCAAAGCCAAAGUCACAGCCGAGGUGUGGCCGCUGUGGAAACCGCUUUUGGGAAGCAGCAAGCCGCGCCAGCCCGCGUUACCAUCCACCACCACUGCCGCUGCUUCCCGCACCAAGGACCACCCGCACGCGGCACCACCUGGCGGCGACGAGGACGACCUCUCCUUCAAAGAUCUCGUGGAGGCGUGGUGCGCGGAGAACGACCUGUUGCUGCAGAGCACGGGCAAGAGCGACGCGCUGGGCCGUCUGCUGUAUCGGCUGGUGGACGUGGCGGGCCGGGGCAAGGGCUUGCGCGUCUACUUUGAGGAGGAGCUGGUGUGCGAUGAACAGGGCGAGCCGUGGGGCUUGGAUGAGGCGCUGGCGCAGCGGGUUAGAGGUCGAUAG
Cyphellophora europaea CBS 101466 is the source of this 1977-nucleotide messenger RNA. RefSeq lists its product as uncharacterized. Bases 1 to 1977 code for a protein of 658 amino acids. Gene Ontology annotation, molecular function: nucleic acid binding. Gene Ontology annotation, biological process: spliceosomal complex disassembly. The record is from RefSeq and is a predicted model, not a curated record. The transcript has a single exon. Lineage: Eukaryota; Fungi; Ascomycota; Eurotiomycetes; Chaetothyriales; Cyphellophoraceae. Gene Ontology annotation, cellular component: U2-type post-mRNA release spliceosomal complex.